Durio zibethinus is the source of this 2141-nucleotide messenger RNA. Its product is annotated as protein SICKLE-like. The record is from RefSeq and is a predicted model, not a curated record. NCBI's taxonomy places the organism in Eukaryota, Viridiplantae, Streptophyta, Magnoliopsida, Malvales, Malvaceae. Gene Ontology annotation, biological process: mRNA splicing, via spliceosome; miRNA processing.
UUUUGGGGGGGGGGGGGGCGAUCUGUCACCGUUAAAGAUCUAACGAUACGCCUAUGACACGCGAUAUGAGAUGAGAGGGUUCGAAAACCUCACCUGAUAUGAACAAAUUAAAAGGUUUGAUACUAAAGUAACACGGGUGAAGUCCUAAUUUGAGUUCUGAAUUAAUGAAAAAAAAAGGUCCUAAUUUAGCGUUUAGCCAAAACGACGUGUUUUGAAUUUUCACUUGCUUUCCAAAGGGGGCUGCCCGACUACAGCGCCAGCGACUUAACAUUCCCCCUCUAAGCCCUCGUGCCGCUGGCGAGCUCCGCCCCUCAAAUCGUUCUCCCUUUCCCCUCCUGAUUUUCUUUUUUUUUUUUUUCUCUUUCUUCCCUGACUUCUCCCAACACCGGUGACUUCGCUAUCUUCUAUCUCAACACCUCCGGCCGACGCCCUCCCUUCUCCACUACUCCGUCUUCCCUGACUUCUUCCUUUUUUUUUUUAUCAGAAUUUUUUUUCAGGUAUUCCAAGCAAUUAAAGAGCUCAGUUAAAGAAGUUUGGAGUUAGCAUUAAUUGGAGGGGCAUCUUGCAUUGAAUCUCCAAUGAACUUUUAACUAGAUAAAUGGAGGAAUCUGAGAAAAGAAAGGAAAGGUUGAAAGCAAUGCGGAUGGAAGCUGCUCAUGCUGAAGUGUCUAAUAAUGUUGAGACUUCUGCAAUGCCUGGUUGCCUUUCUAAUCCAUUGAGUGGGACAUCGUCAAGAUUGACAAUGGAGGAUGACUUUUGUGCAAUUCCGCGCUUUGACUACUACACUGACCCUAUGGCAGCAUUUUCUGCUAACAAGAAGAGGGGCAAGGGUGAUAAUCAGACUAUGUUAGAAUCUUUUCCAUCUCCAACCAGCAGUGGCUGGCCAACGGCAAGGCCUUCACCAUCCCAUCCUGGACCAAGGAACUCUGAUAGGAAUCUGCCCGUCCUUCAUAUGCAAAGCCAGUUUUCACUUGAUCAGCAUAUAUACCAACAAGGUCCAUAUGGUGGUUUUACUGCCCACAGAAGCCCAAGAAUAACAAGUCCACCCAUGCAUCAAAGUCAUUCUGAUGCUUGGAAUGGAUCCCAGGCCACUGCUAAUUCUUAUAACUAUUCUUCUGAUGGAAGGCCGAGAGGAAUGUUUGGUACUCCUCCUAUGCAUCCUAGAACUUCUCCUAGGGUCUGGAAUCCUUCUAAUGCACCAGGAUCUCGCAAUUUGCCCAGCCCUGGCUUUUCACCAGCAUAUAGCCCUAAUUUCAAUUAUGGAAGAGGCAGGCCUCAAAUGUUUGGUAACAGUCCAAUACUUGAUUCAGGACCUGGAGAUAGUCCUGGUUUCAGUUCAGGAAGAGGCAGGGCCCGUGGAUAUGGUGGCAGCAUCAGUCCUGGUAUGGGAAGGACUGGUGGACGAGGACAAGCUUUUCAUGGUCGAAGCUCAGCAUCAAACAGGACAUUGGGGGCAGAGUGUUUCUUUGAUGAAUCCAUGUUGGAAGAUCCUUGGCAACAUUUAAAACCUAUUCUAUGGAGAAGACAAGAAGCUGGAAUGGAUAGUUUGAGUACCCCAGGCUCUUCAAAUUCCCGGCUUCCAAAAUCCAUUGGCGUAAAAAAGGCAAAAGUUUCUGAGGCUUCUAACAAGUUUAAUUCUCAACCAAGUCUUGCAGAGUACCUUGCUGCUUCAUUCAACAAAGCUGUUGAGGAUGCACAAAAUGCAUGAAAGUUGCUCAUAUCACCUAGGACAGCUACUCAUUGUGCUUUCUUGCGAUGGAAGGCCAUGUAGAAGAGAUUUGUUAUGACCAUUUAGCUGAUAAUUGGAUGCCAAUCUUGAUAAUUGAGGAUGGAGCUGGCUGAAGACCUGAAGGAGUUUCCAUAACCACAUAGGAUGUGUGUGUGUGUGUAUAUAUAUAUAUUUGUUGCAUAAGUAAUAGGGGACUGCGCAAUGAGAGGUAGUUAUUUUCCAUUCUCAUAAAUUUCAUCUCAAAACGAAGAUCAAGUUUUACACUCACUGUUAUAACCAUCAGAGAAGAUUGUAUAUCAACUUUAAGGAAGCUUCAUGUAUUUGGGUUUUCUAGUAGGGGAGUGUCUGAUUCUACCAAAGAGAUGUAUCUUAGUUUUGUUUGCAAUAACAAAAGUUGCUUUUUCCAGUUAAA